Rosa chinensis is the source of this 3268-nucleotide messenger RNA. RefSeq lists its product as uncharacterized. Lineage: Eukaryota; Viridiplantae; Streptophyta; Magnoliopsida; Rosales; Rosaceae. The transcript has 2 exons. The record is from RefSeq and is a predicted model, not a curated record. Bases 345 to 2939 code for a protein of 864 amino acids.
UCAUACAGAAUUCUUUUCAGGGGUUGAAAGAAAGAAUUUCACCAAAAAAUAAAAACCCCUGAAAUUGAGAUUUUGUUUAAAAAUUUGAUCAGGGUGGCGAUAGAGGGCAAUUACAAGAAUUUGGUUGGGAUUAUUCAUCAAUGGCGUCUCUGCGAUUCAAAUAUUUGAAGGGGCUUCCACAAUCAGAAGUAACUUAUUAAUGAUCAACGCAAAAAUAUUUUUGCGUGUUUGAUAGAAUUAAUAUUUGGUUUGAUUGUGGUUCGUAUCGGAGUGGCCUACAUAUCAAAAGAAGCAAAGUAGGAAAGACACGUGGACCGAUUCAGAGAGGCACCAACAUUGUGAAAAUGGAUUGCAACAAAGAAGAGGCCCUCAAGGCCAAACAGAUAGCAGAGCUGAAGGUUGCAGAGUCUGACUUUAAUGAGGCUAAAAGAUUUGCUUUAAAAGCGCAAAACUUGUAUCCUGAGCUUGAUGGUCUUCCUCAAUUUCUGGCAACUCUCGAUGUCUACAUCUCUGCUGAGAAGGGACCAAAUGGGGAAGUUAAUUGGUACAAGGUCCUCGGUGUGGAACCUUUGGCUGAUGAAGACAGAAUCCAAAAGCAAUUCAGGAAACUGGCUCUCGUUCUACACCCUGACAAAAAUAAAUCUGUAGGUGCUGAAGGAGCGUUCAAGAUUAUAUCCAAUGCCAGGAGAAUUCUUUAUGACCAGAAGCAGAUUUUAAGCUCUAUGCAUGAUGGAAUUCCAGAUGGGUUCCAUGAUUUGUCUGAGUUUAAUCAUGCAAACACAAGGGAUGAGAGGAUUGCUACUCCUACCAUGCCAGAUGGGAAAUCAUCGAUGCCUACUACUCAGAAUGGUUUUGAGGAUGCCUUCAAGAAGAACCAUUCAGACACAAGGGAUGAGAGGAGGGCUACCCCUACCAAGCCUUUGUCAACUUCUCGUCCACAGAAAGGUCGGAAAACUACAUUUUGGACCAUUUGCAGUUGGUGCAAGAUGUAUUUUGAGUAUCUUAGAAGGUUUCUCAACCACAAGCUUCAAUGUCACAGCUGCCAGAAGCAUUUUAUAGCUUAUAAGAUACCAGCCCCCAAAAAUGCAUCCAUGUCAAGCCCUUUUGAUGCUCAGCAACAUAAAAGUCAGCCUACCAUGCCCAAUAACUCUUGUGAUCCAGGAAGGACACAUAUUGCCUCUACAGAUGUGAGAUCAUCAGGAAUUUCUGGUGUUGACAAACCAAUGUUUGCUCCAGGAAGGACACAUCCUUCCGCUGCAGAUGUGAGAUCAUCAGGAAUUUCUGGUGUCGACGAACCAAUGUUUGCUCCAGGAUGGACACAUGCUGCCGCUACAGAUGUGGGAUCAUCGGGAAUAUCUGGUCUAUGCUUCAACUCAGCAAGAGAUCAAAGUGUGGAAGCAACAGCCUCCAGUUCUAGUCAAGCUGCAGGUAGCGCUCAUCCCGCAUUCAGGCAAUUGAAUAGAGGGCAUGAAGAAUCGUUUCCAUAUAAGGAGGCCCAUCAGUGGAAAUUUCACGCUUUUAAGAAACCAGAUCCUUUCUUACCUACUGGGUCUCCUAACACUGGUUUCAGCGCUGUGCCCAAUGGAGUUAAGCCUAGAAGGAAAAGGCAUCGGUGGCAAGAGAUUCAAACUAAAGUGGGAAUGGGAAAUGGAGGAGUUACUAUGAACAAGAUAUUUGGAUCUUCCAAGUUUAGUUUUGGUGCAGGAAGGUUGGAUGGAGCUUCAAGGCAUAGAGUUAAUUGCACAAGGGAUUUGUCACAUGUAGAACUGCAAAAUGUAUUGGUGAAAAAGGCUACGAAAGAAAUUGUCAAGAAGCUUGACAAGUCAAGCAUUCCUUCUGUGCCAAAGACUGUGGACGCUAAUGAGGUAAAGAAAAAGGGAGAGAAAGAAGCUGAUGUGCCUGGUGUUAAAGCCGAUAUGACAGGGUGUAGGGUAUCUGUGGAUGCUGAGGACAUGCCCAGAAAGAUGUCCUCCCCUGCCAAGUCUCAUGAUGACUCUGAUGUAGAGGAAGGUAAUACAAAUUCAAUGAGUGUUCCAGACCCUGACUUUCAUGAUUUUGAUGAGCAUCGCACGGAAAAGUCAUUUGCUAGCAACCAGGUGUGGGCUGUGUAUGACGAAGAUGAUGGCAUGCCCCGUUAUUAUGCUAUGAUUCACAGUAUCAUAUCUUUGAAACCAUUCAAAAUUCAAAUCAGUUGGCUUAAUUCCAAAACCAAUCACGAACUCGCUCCACUAGAUUGGGUUGCUUGUGGUUUUCCUAAGACUAGCGGGGACCUCCGGAUAGGGAAGCAUGGAGUUUACAAGUAUCUUCAAACUUUCUCCCACAAGGUUAAGUGGACAAAAGGCAGAAGAGGAGCAGUUCGUAUAUAUCCUGGAAAGGGAGAUGUCUGGGCUUUAUAUAGGAACUGGUCCCCUGAUUGGGAUGAACAUACCCCAGAUGAAGUGAUACACAAAUAUGACAUGGUGCAAGUGCUAGAAGAUUAUAAUGAGGAGAUAGGAGUGAGCAUUGUCCCUCUUGUUAAAGUUGCUGGCUUCAAGACUGUGUUCCGCCAACAUUCAGACAGAAGUAGAAUCAGGACAAUUCCAAGAGAAGAAAUGUUUCGUUUCUCUCACCAGGUCCCUUAUUACUUGCUCACAGGUCUUGAAGGAGACAAUGCUCCCAAGGGUUGCUUGGAGCUUGAUCCUGCAUCUACUCCUUUGGAACUUCUUCAGAUAAAGUCAGAAGCACAAGCCAAAAUGGAGGAGACAGCUGGAAAAUGUAAUGGAGAAGAGAAUGGCAAAGUAACUAUAGAAACAGGUCCGGUAGAAGAUGCCGAGGAACAAGAUCCGGCAGACUUGAUGAAGAGGCAGAAGGAUCCCCAGGCAACAAAGUGGCGGGUAUAUAGUCGGAAACGCCCGAGGGAAGGACAAGCUGUCGAGGGUGCUAAGCGGUUGCGGCUUUAGUGUACUUGACGUAAAUAGAAGGACUGAGGUACAGCGGUUUUUCUUUGCUUUGCUUUAUGUUGAUGGAUCCAGAGUUUUGUUCGAAGGCAUGAACUGUCCUUUAGACUAAUCUUAGCUGUAUUUUUAGUUCAACACAGUUUAGGAGUUUUUUUGUUUUCAAAACUUCAUACCUCAAAAAGGACUAAUUUUCGCAGCCGGUCAAAAAUGCAGACCUAGGAGCUGCUUACCUUUUUGAUACACAGGGUUUAUUAUCUGUUUAUGUUAAAUUCAGCUACCUUGUUAUGCUAAACGAACAAAAGAAACCUGGAUCAAAGUUUCAACUCUUAUAA